This is a messenger RNA of Anastrepha obliqua, 2188 nucleotides long. Its product is annotated as calcium-binding and coiled-coil domain-containing protein 1. The record is from RefSeq and is a predicted model, not a curated record. The transcript has 7 exons. NCBI's taxonomy places the organism in Eukaryota, Metazoa, Arthropoda, Insecta, Diptera, Tephritidae. Bases 144 to 1331 code for a protein of 395 amino acids.
UCAAUACGAAAGUACAAGUAAACAGAAAGGUGUAUGAAUGAGCAUUCAUAUCUAUCUUUUAAACAAAUGAAAUGUUUUCAAAAAUAACAUAGCAAAAUUCGUUUGCGUAAAAUAAAGCAAUAAAAACGUAAAGCUGUUUUGAAAUGGAUUCAAGCCAUCAAAUUAAUGUACCUCUGCGGUCCGGAGGCAAAAAAAUUCGAAAACGGCGGGAGCUUGAUGCUCUCAUAGCACAUUCCUUCGGGAAAAAACAACUUAUCCGGCGAACUACUUUAAACAGACUCUCGCAAGACAAAUUAUUAUCUGUAUCAACCGAUGAUGCCGAAGAUUAUACUUGUGUACAAAUGAACAGACCGAAAAACAACUGCAGCACAAACCGUUGUCACAAUCGUAAAUAUAUGCUUUGCAAACCCUUGCUUCUUUUCAUGGCAAGUAUGUUAUUAAUAGGAAUUUUUUAUUGGAUGUAUUUGGACUUACGACGGGAGAUAUAUGAUUACAGACAAAAAAUUGAAGAAGUUGCCGUCAUGAACCAGGACUUACCAGAUACCCUUCAGAACUGGCACGAAAUAUCAACAUUGUUGGAAAAAAAUCAAACCGCUGCUACAAUUCGACUAAAUGAAUUGGAACGAACGAUGGAAAUGUUAAGAAUAAAUUUCACGAAAUAUAGAGCUUCUGCAGAUGUUCAGCAAAAUUACGCCAAAGAACAAAAAUUAGUAGCUGACUUUGGAGCGAAAAUUGAAUCAGUGGUAACUGAUAUGGAAAGCAUUAAAGAUCAUUAUGCCAACGUGCUUAACAAACAAACAAAGAUGCAAACUGACUUAAAUGAUCUGAAUGGAAAAGUAAUGGACGCACAAGAAAAAGUAGUACAUGUUGGCGAAAUCUUAUCCAAUUUUUCGAAAGAGGAAGUUUUCAUAAAGUCGUACCUGAGGAAUGAUUCCGUCCGCCUUCUCGACUUAAUGGAUGGUCUAAAUCUAACCUUCACACAGAAAUGGAACGCACUUCAUAAAAACAUUGAAAGCAAUAAGUUACAACUUAUAGAGCUUUUGAGUAGUGUAACAAAUGUGACAAAACACUUUGCUUCAAUGGAAAACAAUUGGGAAGAUUACAAAACAAAAAUCAAAGACUACCAGGGCCUUAUGCACCGCAUUGAAAAUGAUGUUUCCAAUUUAAAACUCAAAUCACGGACUAUUGAUCAAUCUAUUGCCGACAUGCACACUACGUGUAACAACAGCAAUGAAACGCUUACGAAUCCACGGAAAAUAUCUAAUGAUGAGUAUAAUCAAAAAAACACCACAACGAGCCAAGAAAGAAAAGAAGUGAUACAGAUUCAUUGAUAAGGGGUACUAUAUUUAGUAUGCAUAUGUUAAAAUUAAAUUGAAAUCAUUAAGUUGCCAUUGAAAGUAUUAUUUAAAACAAGAAAAUGUCAAAGGGGCAUGUCAGAAAUUCUAACUGUAAGCCUAAAAUAAAAUUAGUAUGUUUACCUACAAUUUAGUCGUACUCUUUUAGUUAGUUCGAAAGCAGGAUAAGUUCCCGUUAAAAUGAGCUAUUGGACGAUAUUUCCGACGUCAGCCCACUGCAUCCCUUUCCUAUUGUUUAGAACCAAUAUUUGUUUCAACAAAACGCUUGAAGAGUCAGAUUUGAAUAUGCGAACAAUCUUUAGUCCUAAAGUUGCAAAUUUAGUACAUUGCUUCUGUUGGAUAAAUCCGUCCUCAUUUCCAUUUGGUGGGCACAGUGAUAUAAAAGUUAAACAUUUUGAAACGCACGAAUGCUGUGACAGCAAACAGUUAUUUAUUAUAAUUAAUUUUUUAGUUUCCUUUAUAUAAGAAGACGGAAGUCCUAAAUUUACCCAAAGUCUAAAUUUCGCUGAGCGGCUAAAUUGCUUAAUAGACGCCUUGGUGGGAUCUGCAUAUACCUACAAUAAUAUUUCAAUGGAGACCCUGUACAAGCCCAUAUUUAACCCUACCGUAUUAUCAAGUUACAAGGUUUUGAACUAACUAAAAGAGAGUAAUUUUUAUUGUAGGUAAUUUUCGCAUUUUUUGGCGUUUAUUUGCUUCGGUCUUCAGCUUUAUGCACAAAUUUAUUGUAUAUUGUAUAUAUUAUAUAAUAUUUAUUGAGAUUUCAUGUGCCAUGUGGCAACUGAAAUCGAUUUCAAAAAAUGUGGUUGAAGAAUGUCUUAAUGAUUGGAUUAUUU